GCCAAAAAGACAAGGCUGUGCUCUACCAUUCAUCCCUUUUGGGUUCAGAGCUCCGUGGCGUCGCGGCGCACCAAGCAGGCUCUGUUGGCUGAAGUCUUUCCUUCCAGCCUCCAGCUGGGUCUGGCUGUCGGAGGAGGUUCCCUUUGCACCGUGCUUGGUCUCUGUUUAAAAUAGCAGCCUGGGGAGAAGGAGGCUGCUCAGUGGAGUCAGCGGUGGGGGAUUGGUGUCCCAAAUGCCAUGUUGUGUCUGCACGCUGACUGAUGGAAUUGCUCCUCCAAGAAACCAUUUAUCUCGUGACUUCAUGAGUCAAGCCAGGAUGGAGCUGGAGCUUUUGACCUCGCUACUGAUUUAUCACCACUCCUUUUCUUCUUUUUAAUUGGUUCGGCAAUCUCAAAGCAUCAUUUAAGGCUGAAAAUGAAGAUUAGCAGCCCCGGAGGCAGCCCUGACCUGUUGUCGAUGGAUGUGAGAUCGUGGCCCCUGGCCCCACUGCUGGUUGUUGCAGGAGGGCUCCAGGUGCCAUGCACAACUGCAAAGCUCCACUCCUGCCCUGUCCCGCAUUGCUUUCCGCUCCCACUCUUAGCUAAUUCUGUAAAGAGCUAAAUAGAGAGUUUAAUGGGCAAGCCUAUGCUGCAGAGGAGCAGUCAGCUGAAGCUGUGGAACAAGUACAGAGUCUCCAACAUUCCUUCCCUGAUAUUUAUCGAUGCCUCUACUGGGAAGGUGGUUUGCAGGAACGGCCUCCUGGUAAUCCGCGAUGACCCAGAAGGUCUGGAGUUUCCAUGGGGGCCAAAACCCUUCAGUGAAGUUGUUGCUGGGCCUCUGCUAAGGAACAACGGCCAGACACUAGAUAGCAGCGCUCUGGAGGGUUCUCAUGUUGGAGUCUACUUCUCCGCACACUGGUGCCCACCCUGCCGAAGCCUCACGCGGGUCCUGGUGGAGUCCUACAGGAAGAUCAAGGAGGCGGGCCAGAAAUUUGAGAUACUCUUCGUUAGUGCAGACAGGUCAGAGGAUUCCUUCAAGCAGUAUUUCAGCGAGAUGCCCUGGGUAGCUGUCCCGUAUACGGAUGAGGCCAGACGGUCACGCCUGAAUCGACUCUAUGGCAUACAAGGCAUCCCAACGCUCAUCGUGCUGGACUCCCAGGGCGAGGUGAUCACGCGGCAGGGGCGGGUGGAGGUGCUGAACGACAUCGAGUGCCGAGAGUUCCCCUGGCACCCCAAACCCGUGCUGGAGCUGACAGACUCCAACGCCGUGCAGCUGAACGAGGGCCCCUGCCUCGUUCUCUUUGUAGAUUCAGAGGAUGACGGAGAGUCGGAGGCAGCGAAACAACUGAUUCAGCCCAUAGCUGAAAAAAUCAUUGCCAAGUACAAAGCCAAAGAGGAGGAGGCACCGCUGCUCUUCUUUGUGGCAGGCGAGGAUGACAUGACUGACUCGCUCCGAGAUUACACCAACCUGCCUGAGGCUGCGCCCCUGCUCACCAUCCUGGACAUGUCGGCCAGGGCCAAGUACGUGAUGGAUGUGGAGGAGAUCACGCCGGAGAUCGUGGAAGCCUUCGUCAGCGACUUUCUAGCAGACAAGCUAAAACCCGAGCCCAUCUAAGGGAGCUUCUGCGCCAACAGACAUUAUUUAAAACUAGGUCUCUCUUCCGCCGCUCAUGGAUUCUCCAGCGUGUUCUCACGCCCGACCCAGUAUCCAACCUUCUUGUGGUGCCUUGUUCUACGCAGUGAAUCCUUCUCCUAAGCAAACUCCUUGAGAUGCACUUUCAGCAGGGAGUUGUUGGCGUUUGGAGACUUCGCUUGUGCUUCAUGGUGAUAUAUUCUCUAAUAACCAGGCCAGAACUGUUACCGUACUUACUUUAUACACGGCACUAGCUAGCAGGCAAUCUUUUUGCAUGGUGUUCUUCCCAACGUAUGCAUCAGGCGGUGGAUGGGGUUCUCGGGGCUCUUUUCUUCUCCUUCUCCCCUUUCUUUCCUUUCCUACAACCUCUGCUGACUAAAUUACUUUAAGGAAGCAAUAAGGAAAUUGUCCCCUUCGCCCUCGCCCCACCUUCCUUCCCCACUCGAGUAACAGUGCCCCGAUGAGGCCAAACAAAGUCUUAACUGCUGACAACCUCUGAAAGACCAUGGCGCAGCCGGGCUUUUCCUCCUCGGGGUGAGAACUUCCUGGGCAGUUGUCCCACCCCACACACCGACAGCCUUAUGCAGCGUUGGCUGCGCACACUGGGGGAAGUCCAGCCCCCCCGUGGCACACAGACAUCCCCUCCUGCACUGAGCCAGGAGCAGAACACCACCAGGCUGCCCUUGUCUCCCCGUGGUCUCUCCCUUGUGCUCUCCCCGUCCCCCUCUCCCUCUUGCUCCUUCUCUCUGGUUAUGAAUUGUCGACCCCUCUAUGUUAGUUGUUUUUUUGUAGGUGUGUCCCAAACCCGACAGUAAUGGUGCUGUUCUUUAAAAAAAAAAAAAAAAAAGAAAGAAAAAAAAAAAAGAAAAAAAAAAUUUCCUCCCCAGUCCCUAGCAGCACAGCCAAGCCCCCUCAAAAAGUGACAUUGUAAAAACUGUACAUGGUGAUUGGAACUUUGUAAUAAAACUGAUACAAUAACCGA
Molecule: messenger RNA, 2593 nt
Organism: Numida meleagris (helmeted guineafowl)
Lineage: Eukaryota; Metazoa; Chordata; Aves; Galliformes; Numididae
Gene: NXN
Product: nucleoredoxin
Exons: 9
Coding region: 613-1593 (326 amino acids)
Molecular function (GO): thioredoxin-disulfide reductase (NADPH) activity
Source: RefSeq, a predicted model, not a curated record